AUGGCUCAUGAGAUACCAACAGCUGAAGAAUGCACCACUGUUGCAUCAAAUUUGGAAGCCAUCAUGGAAAGAAUUCGCAGGGCCACUGAUGAGGCCGAAAAAGGCCCGUACUUCAGGGACAGAAGACCAGAACUUGUAGCAGUGUCAAAAACUAAACACCCAUUACUGGUCGAGGUUUGUUAUAAAGCUGGUCAGAGAGUAUUUGGAGAAAAUUAUAUUCAGGAAUUAGAGGAAAAGUCUUCGGCUUUAGCGAAUUCAUGUGCAGAAAUCCAGUGGCACUAUAUUGGACAAAUACAGUCUAAUAAGAUCAAGAAGUUCUCCCAAAUAAAGAACUUGUCGUGUGUUGAAACUUUGGCUAAAGAAGCUCAUGCUCUUGCUCUUAACAAAGAAAUUGAAAAAGCGGGGAGGAAGUUGAAGGUUAUGGUGCAGGUGAAUACAAGUAAUGAGGAACAGAAGGGUGGACUUUCUUCUUCCAAGGCUCUUGAGUUGGCUCACUUGAUUACGGAAAGUUGUCAUGCUUUGGAGUUUCGUGGUUUUAUGACUAUUGGUUCUUUUGAAGUUAGCAUUGGCGAAGGUUUGAACGAGGAGUUCGAAAAGUUGUUCAGUGUUCAUCAUAAUAUCAAAGAAUCGACGUUAGAUUUAUCUAUGGGUAUGUCGCAUGAUUUUGAGACUGCGAUUAAACAAGGUAGUACGAGUGUACGAGUGGGAAGCUUAAUAUUCGGCGCUCGUAAUUACGGCGGAAUUUAA
Enterobius vermicularis (human pinworm) is the source of this 747-nucleotide messenger RNA. The record is from the annotation of a GenBank genome assembly. NCBI's taxonomy places the organism in Eukaryota, Metazoa, Nematoda, Chromadorea, Rhabditida, Oxyuridae.